Molecule: messenger RNA, 1485 nt
Organism: Cryptomeria japonica (Japanese cedar)
Lineage: Eukaryota; Viridiplantae; Streptophyta; Pinopsida; Cupressales; Cupressaceae
Exons: 3
Coding region: 342-1187 (281 amino acids)
Source: RefSeq, a predicted model, not a curated record
UGGAUGGUUUUAUCAUUUAUGGGCUCUGCCUGGUCAUGGUAAAUAUAACUAGGAUUGGAUGGUAUGUCAUCCUUUUAGAGUAAUGGAGCCUGUCAGAGUAGUAUAUAGAAAUUGACUAACUAUUGCAUCUGCUUAUUUACAUAUAAGAAAUUCUUGUUUAGCCUAUCCUUGGCUUUCAUAAUGCAUCUAUUGUUAUAGAAUCCCUUAUCUUUUUAGGGUAUUGGAGCUUGUCUGGGUAAUACAGGGAAAUUGAUCAUCUGUUUCGUUAUUUUGUUACAUACGAUAAAUGUUUCUUUGUAAAAUUUGUUUUGCUUCCUUACUUUACCUGUUGAACUAGCAUUAUGCCGUUGUAUAAGCUAUCUUUAAGGACCUGCAAAAAGGGUAAUAAGUUCCAUAGGCUGGAUUGUAGCCCUGACUAUUCGGUUGAUGGAUUGCCAGAUGGCUGGCCUCUUGGACUAGAAGCUCUCAACAUUAGAGUAAGAAUAAUGGAGACCAUAAGAGCAGCAGAGCUAAACUCAUUUCAUCUGGCCACACCUAGUUUCUCUUCAUUGUCUUCAUCAGAUCUUGAUACAGAGUCCACAAGAUCAUUUUUCCCAGAUAAGAGCAUCACUCUAGGGACUCUCAUAGGUAUCCGUACUGAUCAUACCACCAUGCACAAUGGCAGUGCUGGUCAUCAACAAGCUCAGAUGCAAGUAAGCCAGAGCAGAUGUGGUUCAACAAGACCCAAGAGUUGUCAUAGGCUGAGAAAGUGGAAAUCUUAUAUGGGUUGUAUGUAUUCGAAUUCUAGAAUAGACAACAGCAUCCCUUCCCUUGGGCAGUUCUUGGAAGCACAUAGACGAGCUGGAGUCUCCUUUAUUGGUGCUUCUGGUGAAGAAAAUGCCUAUGUUAAUGUAAUGUCAGAAGAACCUGAAGUUGCUGUAUCAAAUGGUGAUCUUUUUUUGUUAGAUGGUCAUCGGAAUAUUCAGUCAAGGUCAAAUUCUUCAAGGUUACCUGCCUCAGAACUACCAGCCAUUGAGGAGAAUUCAGCUGGUGAUCUUACAGACUGUAGUCCACGUGACACUCUUGGAGUGAAAAGGAAGCACCGAAGGGCGCAUUCUUACAACUUUUGUUUGCCAAAGGUCUCAAACAUUUUGGUCAGAAUGAGCCCCGGCAGGGGCAGUCCAAGUGGAAAGAUCAAUCAUUCAUGAUCUGACUGUGGAGGAUUUAAGUGCUGCGAUGGAAUCUUACUGUUUUGGCUUGAAGUUCUUGUUAUGUCUGCUUCUUUUGUGCAACCAAAUAUGCAUUCACCAAUUUCACUUCUUUUAUUUUGGAUUGUAUUAAUGAAUCUAUGACUGCUUUAUUUCAGUUUCUGGUAUGAGAAAAGUACUGUCAGGAGUGAUAUGCCAGAGAAGUAAAGCGAGGCAUCUCUAAGGCACUCUAAUUUUCCUUUAGAGGAGCAUUUUCUGUACUAUACAAAGAUGAAAGCUGAAUAUUUCUAUGUUUCUA